Molecule: messenger RNA, 372 nt
Organism: Linum tenue
Lineage: Eukaryota; Viridiplantae; Streptophyta; Magnoliopsida; Malpighiales; Linaceae
Source: the annotation of a GenBank genome assembly
AUGGCCACAGCUUCAAGUUUCCUUGUUCAUUCAGUUGCAGCUAUGCUGCUGCUCAACUUGUUCUCCGCCAAAUUUCUGCCAGCUUUUGGUUUUACUAACACUGAGCCUACAAUCUCAGCUUCCCCUGCAGUGCUGCCAUAUGAAGAUCCAUCCAACAACCCUUCUUCAUUCUUCCCUUCACCAACUGGGGAAUGGCCGGACGGUCCUGCUGCUGCUCCGAGUCAGGAAGAUGGGUUCCCGCCGAUGCCCACCUCCGGGGAGUUCUUAGGGAAGAAGAACUCUGCCUCAGGAUAUUUGCUGGUGAAGUUCAGUAAUCUGUUACUCGGUUCAGGACUUGUAGUUCAUCUUUGUGUUAGUUAUUGCCUUUUUUAG